GUUUCCAAAGGCAGUAUCAACAGCCAUUGCUGCCAAACACCACGAGUUGUCGCUCUCUGCAAAGCGUACACCGAACAUACGACGUGUCUUCACAUUUUCACCCCACAGGCGACUAAGAACCAUCGACCUUCACUCCUCGACCUCGCCUUGUGCGACCCCGCGAAUCCCGAGUAGAACCCGACCAACCCGCCCGAGGGAGGAGGCAACAUGUCCGCCGCGCUGGUCAACGUCGACGAUGGCGACGCCAUGGAGCCGACGCUGCAGUCGAUCCUCGACCAGCGAUCGCUCCGCUGGAUCUUCGUCGGCGGCAAGGGCGGCGUGGGCAAGACGACGACAUCCUGCUCGCUCGCCAUUCAGUUGGCCAAAGUUCGCCGCUCCGUGCUGCUCAUCUCGACCGAUCCGGCCCACAACUUGAGUGACGCCUUCAGCCAAAAGUUUGGCAAGGAGGCCCGCCUCGUCGACGGCUUCGAUAACCUGAGCGCCAUGGAGAUCGACCCCAACGGCAGCAUCCAGGAUCUGCUAGCGGGGCAGGCUGAUGGUGACGCCGGGGCCGACAUGGGCGGCAUGGGCGGCAUGAUGCAAGACCUUGCCUUUGCCAUCCCCGGCAUCGACGAAGCCAUGUCCUUCGCCGAGGUUCUCAAGCAGGUCAAGUCCCUGUCCUACGAGACCAUCGUCUUCGACACGGCACCGACAGGCCACACCCUCCGCUUCCUCCAGUUCCCGUCCGUCCUCGAGAAGGCCCUCGCCAAGGUCUCCCAGCUCUCCAACCAAUACGGCCCCCUCCUCAACGGCUUCCUCGGCAGCAACGGCACGCUCCCCAACGGCCAGAACCUGAGCGAGAUGAUGGAGAAGCUCGAGUCCCUGCGCGCCACCAUCUCCGAGGUCAACGCGCAGUUCAAGGACGAGCGCCUGACCACCUUUGUGUGCGUGUGCAUCCCCGAGUUCCUCUCGCUCUACGAGACGGAGCGCAUGAUCCAGGAGCUGGCCAGCUACGGCAUCGACACCCACAGCAUCGUCGUCAACCAGCUGCUGUUCCCCAAGCCGGGCUCCGACUGCGACCAGUGCACCGCCCGCCGCCGCAUGCAGAAGAAGUACCUCGACCAGAUCGAGGAGCUGUACGACGAGUUCAACGUCGUCAAGAUGCCCCUGCUCGUCGAGGAGGUCAGAGGCAAGGAGCGGCUGGAGAAGUUCAGCGAGAUGUUGAUCAAGCCCUUCGUGCCACCUUCGUAAAGUGCGACGGGGGGCAAGAUCAAAGCAGAAGGUGAGAGGAGCGCAAGCGACAAGUGAGGAGAAAAUAGAACCCAGCGACGGGCCGAGAUACCCUCCUGCGUCUUCGGUUAGUUGCAAAACUAAUACUACUACACAUUCUAUG
Thermothelomyces thermophilus ATCC 42464 is the source of this 1372-nucleotide messenger RNA. RefSeq lists its product as uncharacterized. The coding region runs from base 208 to 1230 and encodes 340 amino acids. Lineage: Eukaryota; Fungi; Ascomycota; Sordariomycetes; Sordariales; Chaetomiaceae. Gene Ontology annotation, cellular component: GET complex. The transcript has 2 exons. Gene Ontology annotation, biological process: post-translational protein targeting to endoplasmic reticulum membrane. Gene Ontology annotation, molecular function: ATP binding; ATP hydrolysis activity. The record is from RefSeq and is a predicted model, not a curated record.